Molecule: messenger RNA, 2554 nt
Organism: Lates calcarifer (barramundi perch)
Lineage: Eukaryota; Metazoa; Chordata; Actinopteri; Centropomidae
Gene: dcdc2b
Product: doublecortin domain containing 2B
Biological process (GO): intracellular signal transduction
Cellular component (GO): microtubule organizing center; microtubule
Source: RefSeq, a predicted model, not a curated record
AAAGAUGUGUUUGUAUUAGUGUGUGGCUGUUGAACAAGUGUGACCCAGAAGCUGUGGAAUGUGAAUGUGUCUGGUGUAUGGAAAUGGUCAGUAAAUGCAACUCUGGGAACUCUGUGUGGGGAGAAUAAUGAGGUGUGUGUGUGUGUGUGUGUGGACUCUGACAGUAACAGCUGGAUCGGAGAUGGCUGCCAGCACCGCAGCCACGACUCUCCUGCCACCUGUGAAGAGCGUGGUGGUGUACAGGAAUGGUGACGCCUUCUACAGCGGACGGAGGUUUGUGGUCAACCAGCGACAAGUGGCCACUAUGGAGGCUUUUCUGAACGAGGUGACCCAGAGCAUCGGGGCGCAGCUCGCCGUCAGGACCCUGUACACCCCGAGGCAGGGUCACAGGGUCACGGACCUCCAAGACCUUCAGACCGGAGCCCAAUAUGUUGCUGCUGGUUUUGAACGGUUCAAGAAACUGGACUACCUGAACAAAGGAGCAAAAAAGCAGCCCGCUGUCCGUGAAGAAACCCAGGGAAAAGUAACCCAGAGGCCAAAUGUUUCAGCUAAAUGGAGGAAGUUUAUACCUGUACCUUGCAUUAUACAUGUUUUCCGUAAUGGAGAUCCCCUGUGUCCGCCAUUUCGGUUCAUCAUUCCCCGGAGCAUGCAGCAGGAUCUGGAGCAGAUCCUGAGUCUGGUCACAGAGAAGGUCAGCCUGCGAACCGGAGCUGUGCGAAGGUUGUGUUCUUUGGAAGGAGUGACUGUGUCCUCAGCUGGGGAACUGGAGACUGGCCGCUGCUAUGUUGCCGUGGGAACCGAGAGGUUCAAGAAACUUCCAUAUGUGGAGCUGUCGGUUUCAAAAGCUACAGAGAGAUAUUACCCAGGAAAGAGAAGGCUGUUGAGGAGAAAUGAGAACAGGAAAGCAGGAAGCGGUCCAGAAGACCAGUACAGUGACUCAGCUCUCCUCGACUCCCCAGAGUCAGAUGGUCGGAGGGUGAAGUCAACAGGAGAUGAGGCUGCACCUCCACAAGCCACGCAGCAGAGGAGCAGGAGGCAGGGAGCAGAUGAGAUGUCUGUGUUCUUUGCCAGGCCGAUCAAGAUCCGCAAAAACAGAGGGCAGACAAGAAUGCCACUCAGUAAUGGAUCUGUCAAGCCCAGCGUAUUUAAAAGAGGAGCACGGAAGCGGAGAGAGGAGGUGCGCGGAGCUGAGGAGGUGCAGGAGGAUGAAAAUACAGCUACAGAGCUUCCUGUUGACCAGAGAGUGGCAGAAAUAGUGGAGGAUGAGGAACUCAACAACACAGAUGAUCCUCUGCACAGCACACAGCAGAGACAUGUAAAAAUAAUAAAGAGUGAGCAGCACAGUGAGAAAGAGCACCCACACAAAUACAAUGGAAAACAGGUGCAGUUAUCUGAACAAAACCAUAUGGAACAGACAGAAGACUCUGCCAGGACUGAGAGGCCUGCUGCUGAAACACUGGAACCUGAGCUGAAUCACACGUAUUCAAAGUCAAGGCCUUCAUCAUCCAUCUCUCAGGGAGAGAAAAGGGAGGAAAAGGAUAGCCCACAGGACGUCCCAUCAAAUAUGGCAGAACAAAACCAUCAUCAGGAGGAGUGGUGAGUGAUGAGCGCAGAGGAUUCAUCGAGGAGGUCACAUUGGCGUAAAGACCCUCAACAGCUGCACUACAGCCCAAAAGCACAGCAGAUAUCCCAAGCAAUUACUGCUUCCUGCUUCAAUAUGACCUAUGUGGCUGAAUGAAUGUUAUAAUUGGUAGUACUAUAGCUGUGGUAAUGAGCCAGGUAACAACGGUAAUUUAUGUUGUUUUCCUUUAGAGAACUUAAGAGACAAAAAUGUGAAUUUGCUUAACAACACUAAAGGAGGUGGACACAAUAUCAUAAACUCUGGUAUAAUACACUGCAACAAGUCAAUAAACUGACCUUGAAAAUGAUCACACACUUAAAUUAACACCCCUCUGAAGAAAAUAAGACCACGAGUCUACAGCCGUGCUAGCAGCUCUUUGAAGCUGCACCUUGGCACAGUGGUGCUAAACAUAAACAUUAGUGUGCUAACAUGUGCACACUAACAGUGCUUACAUGCUGACUUUAAGUAGGUAAUCAGUGUGUUGAAUGAGAAUAUUUAGUGUGUUAGUAUGCUAACAGUUGCUAAUAAGCUAAUGGUCAUAAAUCAAAGUAUUGGACAAACUAAAAUUUCAACCUGAUGAUGAUGAUGGUGUUGAGUAUGACCAAAGAUAUUACAUUUCAUCCUGAGGUGUGGACAUGUACCAAAUGUCAUGGCAGUUCACCUGACAGACAUUUCACUAAAAACCACAAAUGUCAACCUGUUGGUGGCACUAGAGGAAAAGUCAAAGCAUCACCAAAGUCAGUAGGAUUCAUCCUGUCAGGACUGUAAAUGUCUGAUAGUUGCUGAGAUAUUUCAAUCUGGACCAAAGAGGUGAAUCUGAGUGCCAUCCACAGCACAAAAAAAACUUGACAAAGUUUAUAUUUGUCACCAGGUUUUCCAUGAUCUUGUGUCAGUGUUUAGGAUAUUGUGUCCACGCUGUAUUACAGGGAUUAU